AAAGAAACGUGUAAUGUUUCAGCCAAGCGUGCCUUUAGUUGUAAGCCCAAGUUGAUUGGUCUCCCCGAACUAUUGAUGCGACGAUGUGCAUAGAAACUAACAUAAAUCGGUCACAAAUCGCGUUCAAGGAUAAUAUUCUUUGUCACUAAUGAUCAGUUAUAUCUGGCGCUACGUAGCUGAGGGUAUAGGGACCAGAGUUCUAAAGAACGGUGGCUCGACAUGGAUUUUCCAUCGAUUACAAUUUAAAUUUAAAAGACCAGGGCUUACAUAGACCAGCUGCCAUGAUAAAUAAAUUGGUCACUGCAUGGCUGACUCUCCUUAGUUUCACUGUCAUAAAAGCGGCUCAAGUGAAAGAAAAAAAUCCAUUCUUGGCAGCCAUCAAAUCGCCGCACUAUGUGGACAAGACGGGUUUCAUCGAGUAUUUCAACGACGCGUUCGUCUCUCCGAUUUUUUUCACAGCUCCCUCCGGUUUUGGAAAAACGACCAACUUACUCAUGCUCAAAGCCUUCUACGAGAUAAACACUUCCGAAAACGGAACCAUCUUGAAAAAGGAAGAGACAGAAAACUAUAAAAUUUUCCAAAGAGUGAGGAACAUUACUUCAGCAAGAGCCGCUCUAACACUGAUUGACGAUGAAAAAUUUUUUAACUCAAAUUUUGGAAGCUUACCCGUCAUCCAUCUUUCCUUUAAAAGCAUCCUACUCGACCCUUUUGAGGUCUUCAUAGACAGUCUAAAACAACUUAUGAUCCAGGCGUUCAAAACUCACCCUUACCUAAAAGUUUCAGAAAAACUAACGCCAGAAGAGAAAACGCUAUUCGGCAAAUUUUACAAUGCUGUGGUGCGGGGCGAUAAACACAUCGAAAACAGCGGUGGAACCCUGGCCAAACUGUUGAGCAAACACUUCGGGAAACCGUGUCUCUUACUGAUCGAUGAUUUUGACGCACCAGUAAUCAAACUAUUCACGAAUGGUUCAGCAGAUGAGGCCUACGUGAUGAAGAGAUGGACAAAUUUUAUAAACGAUCUAUUUUCGGACGAAAAGGCCGUUAACAGAAUCUUUCUGACUGGGAAAACGCGCUUGGCCGAAAUCUACACACCACCCGGCGUGAAACACUAUCAGUUCGGCCUCCACGCUGGUUUGACCAAAUUCUUCGGUGUCAAAGGACCUGAGGUGCGGGGUCUGACCAGGAACAUCUGGGUUCUGUUUCAGCUGAAUGCAUUUUACAAAGGCUUCACGGUGCCUAACACCACCUAUUGCAUAUUUGACCCAGUGACCGUGACAGAGUUUUUGGAAGGUCGUAACCAUACUCGCAUUCUUGAUUCUGUUGAGUUUCUAAGGCAGGUCCUUCAUUUUAAAGAGGUCAGAGAUAAAAUAGAACUUGCAGUUCGUUUGGAUUCAUUUUCGAUCACUGCACCGAAAGAAACCAACCAUGAGAAGUGUGUCGUUACCUUGAGGCGAAUCCUCCAGCUUGGUGGGUCCGAUCCUGAACUCGAGAUGUGUGAGGCCGAUUGGAACUGCUUGUUCUACUACCUCUUUGAACUAGGUUACUUCAGAGUUUCCACCAUGAAGGGUUCCAACCUGACACUGGACCUACCCGACGUGGCAGCUCACGAUUCUUUAGGUGCUCUACUAGAGAGGUAUUGGCUUAACCAUCUGCACACCACUAAGGUCAUCGCAUCUGACUACGUUGAGGCGUUCAUGAGUCUAACUUACAAGAACUCUACGCUGGACACGUUUGCAAACAAAGUUGCGAUGGUCUUCAAAGAGUCUCCUCAUCGUCCAAUCUCCGAGGCUGAUUUGCGGUCGCCGCUUCUUACAUUUUUGGCCACCAGAAUGCAUAAGUACCCUACUUUGCAGCUCAACUGUAGCGAGAACUCGAGUGAAGGGUACACGGACCUUCAGGCUGUUACAAAGCGGAAGGAUCACUCGGUCAAGAGGAUCGCUUUGGAGUUCAUGUAUAAUAAUUGUAAUAAAGAAAAGUUUGCCAAGUUUGUUAAGACGAAGCCUUAUUGGGAGCAAUUUAGCCCGGUCAAAAAAGAUCAGGAACAGCUGAGGUGUCUCAUCAUUGGCAUAUGUCUAAGCGAAAAAGACGAGUUUGAAUUCACGUUCGUCUAUCACAGUCAGAAGCGUGAUAACGCGUACAAGACAUUUAAGAAAAUCAAGACGUGGAAAUCAAAGAAAAGUUACACAUGAAAUGAUUUUUAAAAGACCAACACAAAAACGAUGAUAAAAUGCUGCAAAUUCUGUGAGGGCUCGAACAGGAGCUGUCAAAAUGCCGAGUAUGCAGAUUUAAGUAAAAACCCUUUAAAAAACAUAGAGAAUGCCGCUCUUAAGUUCUUAAGAGAGAAUCAUGAUUUCUGACAAUUUCAUCUUGUCAAACAGUUAUAAAACCGACAGGAAUUCAGAAUCCAUAAUUAUACUAUCUUAGUGGACGCUCAAGAUAAGGAUUUGAUGAUUUUGACUCAGAUGACCCAAAUUGGUGAUGCGCAACAUCAUUGGAAUUGUACUUCUAACUAUUCUGAUACUCCAAUAGGUUUAAUUCCAACUUACAUAGUACAUACUUUUGCUGUAUACUUAGUGCCAAUAAUUAUGCGUACAACAUCAAUUUGGGUUGUCUGAAUCAAAAUAAUCAGACCCUUUUCUUUCGUGUACCAACUGAGCAGUCUAUGUAAGCAAGAUGAGGAGGCCUAUCUUUUAGGUCCUUCAUUAGAGCGAAAACGCCAGCCCAUUCGUAAAUAUCGGAAGAUGCAAUUAUUUUAACACGCAGGAUAUGUUUUUGCCUAUUCGAUCAGAAUAAAGGCGAACAAUGCUCCUACCCAUAGAACAUGGUUCAAAUUGAGCAAUAAAGUGUGAUUCUCUUGAUUUCCAACAACUAGGCAACUGUUUCGACGCGUGGGAGCUAUUUUAGCCUACGUGUCGAAAUGACGGCAAACAAGGCUCUGUCCCGCAAACCGAGCUUAAAAGCGAUUAACUGCGAUUACUGAUUUUCCUUUCUUUGAGCGGUAAUGAAAAACACAUCCUGCGAGUGGGAGUACUUGCAUUCUCUGAUACAGACCUUUCCGCGUGCGUAAUGUUGUGUGAUGUUGUCCACAAGUUUGUAUAACUUUGACUAAAAUUUUGGUUGAAAUGAAAGACAUUAACAAAACAAACAUAAA
Bemisia tabaci is the source of this 3151-nucleotide messenger RNA. RefSeq lists its product as uncharacterized. Lineage: Eukaryota; Metazoa; Arthropoda; Insecta; Hemiptera; Aleyrodidae. The record is from RefSeq and is a predicted model, not a curated record.